AUGGCCGCCGGUCUUGUCAAGCCGUCGUGGGCGUGCAUUGCGAUCAUCGUCUUAAUCGUCACGUCGUCGAGCGGCGUGGCGUCGGGCGAGGCUAGGAGGCUGCUGGUGGCGGAGAAACACGCGGUCGAGGGAGCAUGCGCCGGUGGUUGCCGUCCUCCAGUCCAAGGUCUCACGGCGACGAUCACCGCCAGCAUGAUGGCGACCACCGACGGGCGGCCCACGGCUCCCGGACACAGCCCAGGGAUCGGCAACAAGAUCGCUGGCAACACCCGUUGA
Molecule: messenger RNA, 276 nt
Organism: Miscanthus lutarioriparius
Lineage: Eukaryota; Viridiplantae; Streptophyta; Magnoliopsida; Poales; Poaceae
Source: the annotation of a GenBank genome assembly